UGCAGCUCCUCAGGCUUUCUUCUCAGAGAGGGCGGGCCAGGGUGCCCUCCACCUAUCUCACAUUGCCCGCCCCUUAAUCCCCACUUCUCUAUCCUCAUACCCCCUCGGGGAAUUACCCGAAAAUGCCUGAGCAGCCAGUUUCCUCUCCGAGUCCCUGGGUGGACAUGGAUAAAAGGAAUCCGAAGUGCACGGGGUGCACAAAGCUCUCUCCAUCGCUGAGUCUACACUUCAUCUCCAACUCUACGCCCUCUCCAUGACAAUGCGCGCCUCAGCUACUGCUGGCUCCUCGAUGCUUGCAUCUGGGCUGCUGUCUCUCUUGUUGCUGCUCACUUUAGCCUGGAUUGCCAGCGCUGACCCACCAGUUCCGUUUGGAGAGCUGCGCUGCAAGUGUGUGAAGACCACUCAAGGGAUUCAUCCCAAACAUAUAGCCAGUGUGGAAGUGAUCAUGGCGGGACCCCACUGUCAUACAAACGAAGUCAUAGCCAUUCUGAAGACAGGGAAAGAAAUUUGUCUCAACCCAAAAGCCCCUUGGGUGAAGAAAUUGAUCCAAAGAAAUUUAGACGGUGGUCCUUCACUUUGAUUUGCUUACUGUGUAUAUUGAACAAUGUAAGUUUCUGAAAACUUCAUUUGUCAGCGUUCUUAUCACUCUACUUAGAAUUUACCAACUGCUUCACAUUCCAAACAUACUUUUAUCUAGCGCCCUAUAUUUAUCAUGAACAGGUUCCACCGAAGAGAAAACAAGUUCAGAGACUGUGUCUCUUUCUUUCUGUCAGACCCUUGCAUGCUCUCUCCACAGAUAUAUA
This is a messenger RNA of Gracilinanus agilis (Agile Gracile Mouse Opossum), 803 nucleotides long. Its product is annotated as permeability factor 2-like. Gene Ontology annotation, molecular function: CXCR chemokine receptor binding; chemokine activity. Gene Ontology annotation, biological process: cellular response to lipopolysaccharide; antimicrobial humoral immune response mediated by antimicrobial peptide; inflammatory response. The transcript has 3 exons. Lineage: Eukaryota; Metazoa; Chordata; Mammalia; Didelphimorphia; Didelphidae. Bases 254 to 580 code for a protein of 108 amino acids. Gene Ontology annotation, cellular component: extracellular region. The record is from RefSeq and is a predicted model, not a curated record.